UUAGUAAUUUAAAUCACUUAAUUUAAAAAGCGGCUGAAGGAUUACUUGACAGUUUUACUUUCUCUGAAUAUGAGUAAUAUAGAUUUCACUUUAAUUGCCUUAGACAAAUAGUAAUAAAUUCUUUAAACAAAACUUAUUAUUAAGUAUCAAGAAAAACAAUAGAUUGGGAUUCAUAAAGAGUUCAUGAUUUUGGCACUAUCAUGAAGCCGAUUUUGCCAGGCUAUACAAAUCAUUGAAAAGAACUCUUAUGAAUUAAAUGUGCAAUGUGUAAAUACAUGUAUAAACUGAAAUGUUGAUUCACUUACUCCGCACAGAUCAGCAAGAGUGUAGUGCUUGCCUAAGUCAAGACUACCCAAACCCUGAGAGAAACCAGUGUUUACCCAAGGCAGUGACAUUCCUAUCCUUUGAGGAUCCUCUGGGCAUGGCUCUGGCCUGCACAGCUCUGUUCUUCUCUGUAAGCACAGUUAUAGUUUUGGGGAUCUUCCUUAAACACCGAGAAUCAGCCGUUGUUAAGGCCAAUAACAAGACUCUCAGCUAUAUCCUGCUCAUCUCCAUCCUCUUCUGCUUCCUCUGCUCCUUUUUCUUCAUUGGACGCCCAAACACUGUCUCCUGCAUACUGCAACAAAUAACAUUUGCACUUGUAUUCACGUUGGCUAUUUCCACUGUUUUGGCAAAAACUAUAACUGUAAUUCUGGCCUUUAGGAUCGUGAAACCUGGGAGAACAAUGAGAAGGUUGUUUGUCUCAGGCAUCUAUAAUGCUGUCAUCCCCAUCUGUGUCCUGAUUCAACUUAUUCUCUCUGGAGUCUGGCUGGGAACCUCUCCUCCCUAUAUUGACACAGAUAUACACUCUGAACAUGCUCAUGUCAUCAUUUUAUGCAACAAGGGCUCAGCUACUGCUUUCUACUGUGUGCUGGCAUACUUAGGAACCCUGGCCCUAGGGAGCUUCACUGUGGCUUUCCUAGUGAGGAACCUGCCUGACACAUUCAAUGAGGCCAAGUUCCUGACAUUCAGCAUGCUGGUGUUCCUUAGUGUCUGGGUCACUUUCAUCCCUGUCUACCAGAGCACCAAGGGCAAGGCCAUGGUGGCUGUGGAGGUCUUCUCCAUCCUGGCCUCCAGUGCAGGGCUGUUGGUGUGCAUCUUUUUCCCAAAGUGCUACAUUAUUUUCCUAAGACCUAAUAAAAACUCUUUGAGACAUUUGAAAAACAAAAACUAGCAAAUAAAAAUUGAUCAUUUUGAUGUAUUAGUUCUCUAAUGAAACCCAUUAGCAUACUAAAAUUAAAUCAUUUACCUACUUUAAAGUAACUUUUUCUGAAAUGUGUAUUUAAAGAAAAAUAAGAGCCCCUCACUUUGACUCUCAAUCACAGACAUUUAUUUCAGAAUAGAAACUGCUGUUAAAAACAUAUUUUAGUAAGUUAUGCAUGUUACUUAUUAAUGUGUGGACAGUAUACAUAUUCGAAAUGUAAUUAUAUGAUAGUAAUUGAUAUAAAUAGUACAUGAACUAAAUACUUGUUCUCUUUGGUAUUUUGGGGAGUAUAACAGGGUUUUGGGUGGUAUAUGAGAUUCUUCUACAGAACAGGCAUGAAAAUCAAUCU
This is a messenger RNA of Meriones unguiculatus (Mongolian gerbil), 1592 nucleotides long. Its product is annotated as vomeronasal type-2 receptor 116-like. Gene Ontology annotation, biological process: G protein-coupled receptor signaling pathway. Gene Ontology annotation, cellular component: membrane. The record is from RefSeq and is a predicted model, not a curated record. Bases 290 to 1213 code for a protein of 307 amino acids. The transcript has a single exon. Lineage: Eukaryota; Metazoa; Chordata; Mammalia; Rodentia; Muridae. Gene Ontology annotation, molecular function: G protein-coupled receptor activity.